AUGACUACGACCGCUCAGACUGGAUACCGUCCCUUUCAACUCGAUGGUGCUGAGGAUCUCGAGAGAUACUGUCCCGGUGGAUUUCACCCAGUCUCAAUUGGAGACAUCCUCGCUGGCAGCCGAUACAAGGUCGUGCAUAAACUGGGAUUUGGAGGAUCAUCCACUGUCUGGCUCGUUCAGGAGCAGUCUCUACGGGGGCACUCACAAGACUUGGGUGGUCCUCUAGCUGUAAAAAUAUUAUCCGCAGAGCGUUCAUCCAAAUCGGGGCCAGCGAUUGCGGAGCUAUGCAUCCCUCAAGAACUUGACCGGGUCUCCCGCACCGCUCACUACCAAGGAAGAGAGCAUAUCCUUUUCCCAAGAGACGGUUUCAUGCAAGAAGGUCCUAAUGGGUCCCAUAUUUGUAUAGUCUCUCCGCUUGCUGGACCUAGCAUUCUGUCUUUGGCGGAGUGUCCGGGAAGAGUAUCUGGUAGCAGGCGACUUCGGGGGGAUCUGGCGAGAAAGGUUGCCAGGCAAGUUGUUCUCGCCGUGCAGUUUUUGCAUUCUAGAGGGAUUGUCCAUGGAGAUCUGACGUCAGCUAACGUCGUUUUUCGACUGUCCGACGCGGUCCGCAAGUGGUCGGCUGAUGAUGUCUACAACAUGUUAGGUAACCCCGAAACAGAGGAAGUUGUCACUCGCGAUGGGUCUCCUCCGGAUCCUCACGCACCCCCCGAGGUCGUUUCUCCCAUUGACUCUGCUUCCCUUCAUUGUUCCAAGAGGACAUCCUCGUGA
This is a messenger RNA of Fibroporia radiculosa, 768 nucleotides long. RefSeq lists its product as uncharacterized. Gene Ontology annotation, biological process: regulation of mRNA processing; protein phosphorylation; spliceosomal complex assembly. The transcript has 2 exons. Gene Ontology annotation, molecular function: protein kinase activity; ATP binding. The record is from RefSeq and is a predicted model, not a curated record. The coding region runs from base 1 to 768 and encodes 255 amino acids. Lineage: Eukaryota; Fungi; Basidiomycota; Agaricomycetes; Polyporales; Fibroporiaceae.